UACUGGGUGUCCCGCCCAGCGCUGACUGGCAGCUGUACUGUCUUGUGUGCAGUGUGGAGUUGCGCCUGCGUGCGUCCUGGGGCGCUCGAAGACCGAGGACACCCGGAUAUAAGGUGACCCGGAGACGCCUGCGGGGCAGUGCGGGCAUGACAGGAGACCCGGGGAGGAGGAGGGGGAGUGUAGGCCUUGGACGUCAACGUAACGGGAAGCGACUGGAGUAGAACUGGGACCGCCCAGUGAGGGCCUGAGGCGCCGGGACACGGACAAAGCCCGGGACCGCUUCCCCUGUGCCGCCAUGGAUGAACAGGAAGCUCUUAAGUCCAUUAUGAAAGAUCUGGUUGCCCUUCAGAUGGGCAGGCGAAUUCGAACAGGAGGGAUUGAAGGGGUGAAAACGAAGGCUAGCAGUCAGCCUAAUAAACAGAGUGAUGUAAGAAUAAAGUUUGAACACAAUGGGGAGAGACGGAUACUGCAAUUUCCUCGGCCAGUAAAGUAUGACGAUGUGGAGCAAAAGGUUAAAGUGGUGUUUGGACAGCAGAUGGAUCUCCAUUACAUGAACAAUGAGCUUUCUAUCCCCCUCAGGAGUCAGGAUGACCUGGACAAAGCUGUGGACCUUUUAGAUCGCAGCUCCAGUAUGAAAAGUCUUCGGAUUCUUCUUCUUUCUCAUGACAAGAACCAUACAUCCUCUACCCACUCAGGGAUCCAGAAACAAGUGCGGAUUAAAGCCUCUCAGUCCCUGGGUGAUGUAAACACUGCUUAUCAUUCUGCAGAGACCCGCAGCAGACACCUGUCUGUCAGUUCGCAGAACACUGGUCGUAGUUCUCCACCUCCUGGCUAUGUCCCUGAGAGACAGCAGAGGAUCGCUAGGCAGGGUUCAUAUACCAGCAUCAACAGUGAAGGAGAGUUCAUCCCUGAGACCAGUGAUCAGUGUAUGCUUGAUCCGCUGAGUAGUACAGAAAAUUCAGUAUCUGGCAGCUGUCAGUCUCUGGAUCAAUCGGAGGACAGCCCAUCAUUUAGGAAGUCUCGGAUGUCAAGAGCUCGGAGCUACCCAGAUAACAGGCAGGAUUUUUCAGAUCGAGAAAAUCAGUUCUAUGACAAAGCAGGGAAGGGUGGGACCUACCCUCGAAGAUAUCAUGUCUCUAUCCACCAUAAGGACUAUAAUGAUGGACGCAGAACAUUCCCGCGGAUCAGGCAUCCUCAAGGGAAUCUCUUCACACUUGUACCAUCUAGUCGUUCCUUAAGCACCAACGGAGAGAAUCUGGGCCUAUCUGUGCAGUAUUUGGAAACUCGCAACCGACUGCGGAGUGCAGACAGUGAGAACACACUGAGUGUACCAGAGAGGAACGUUUCCACCAAGUCUCCAAGUGCUCCCAUAAACUGGCGACGAGGGAAACUCCUGGGUCAAGGAGCCUUUGGCCGUGUAUACUUGUGCUAUGAUGUGGAUAUAGGACGUGAACUAGCAGCAAAACAGGUCCAGUUUGAUCCAGAUAGUCCAGAAACAAGCAAGGAGGUUAGUGCUCUGGAGUGUGAAAUCCAGCUGCUAAAGAAUCUGCAUCAUGAGAGAAUAGUGCAGUAUUAUGGCUGUUUACGUGACAAAGGAGAGAGGACGCUGACCAUUUUCAUGGAGUAUAUGCCAGGAGGAUCAGUGAAAGAUCAGCUGAAAGCUUAUGGCGCACUGACGGAAAACGUUACUCGCAGAUACACUCGUCAGAUCCUGGAGGGAGUCUCUUACCUUCACAGCAAUAUGAUUGUACACAGGGACAUAAAGGGAGCCAACAUUUUGCGGGACUCUGCAGGGAAUGUAAAGCUGGGAGACUUUGGAGCCAGUAAGAGGCUUCAGACUAUCUGCAUGUCAGGAACUGGAAUCCGCUCUGUGACUGGAACACCUUACUGGAUGAGCCCAGAGGUGAUCAGUGGGGAGGGUUACGGAAGGAAAGCAGAUGUCUGGAGCCUGGGAUGUACUGUAGUGGAAAUGUUGACAGAAAAACCUCCCUGGGCUGAAUAUGAAGCCAUGGCUGCCAUUUUUAAAAUUGCCACCCAGCCAACUAAUCCUCAGCUUCCUCCAAAUACAUCAGAGCAUUGCCGGGACUUUGUAAAGCGGAUACUGGUGGAGGCACGGCAGAGGCCGUCUGCUGAGGAGCUUCUCCGGCACCCUUUUGCUCAACUCACCUAUUGAGUCUCCGGAAAAGUGUUGUCCUACCCUCCAAUGUGGUCAUUCUCCAUGAGGAUGAAAUAUUUAAUGUUGAGGGAAGGUUCCAGAGACUCUAAUGAAGAGCGAAGACAAUCAUUCUCCUCCCAUACCUCGCUGUGUUCAGAGCAGGUUCUAGAUCCAGCAGCUGGGAGGGUCUAUGUCAGUAUUAAGAGCAUCAGAACAAUGGUUUACAUUGUAAUGAUGAAUUGACUAAAAAUGAUGCCUGAGGAAGAUCUCCUUGUGCAUCCAGCUAAGAGACUUGAUUUAAAAUUGGGAAAAAAAAUUUACAUCCAGAAAAGUUGAAACUACACCAGCCUCUCCAGUAAGGCUUUCUUCCACGUCUGAAACAAGUGCCUUACUACCUCUUCAUCUAGGAACCAGAAUAACACUGACCUGAUGGCCUGUUCUUUUGUCAGGGAUGGUGGGAAAUCCAGACGGCUGUACGUCACAAAACUUCCAGUAAUUGCACUCCAUGGCUUGUGUCCUGACCAAAUCUAAUGUUAUGAUUGCUUAUCAGCUCACCGUGGAAGGGUCCAACAAAGUGUGCCUUAGUGAGGAGUCUGUGAUAUAUGUUUACAAUCCUCUUCUGUAUUCCAAGAUAUUUUUAUACAAAACAUUUUAUUCUGUUCUUAAAUCUCCGUAGAUAAAAGAAUUGUCUAUAUACCAAACA
Molecule: messenger RNA, 2858 nt
Organism: Pseudophryne corroboree (corroboree frog)
Lineage: Eukaryota; Metazoa; Chordata; Amphibia; Anura; Myobatrachidae
Gene: MAP3K3
Product: mitogen-activated protein kinase kinase kinase 3
Exons: 16
Coding region: 296-2173 (625 amino acids)
Biological process (GO): cellular response to stress; protein phosphorylation
Molecular function (GO): protein binding; MAP kinase kinase kinase activity; ATP binding
Source: RefSeq, a predicted model, not a curated record